Struthio camelus australis is the source of this 1466-nucleotide messenger RNA. The record is from RefSeq and is a predicted model, not a curated record. NCBI's taxonomy places the organism in Eukaryota, Metazoa, Chordata, Aves, Struthioniformes, Struthionidae.
CUGCUACAGAGGUUUCCUUUUCGUUUGAUGUUGGAAAUGGACCUGUGGAAAUCGUUGUCCGGUCUCCCAGCCAGCUCAACGACGACCAGUGGCAUCGGGUCAACGCGGAGAGGAAUGUCAAACAGGCCAGCCUGCAGGUAGACCAGCUGCCGCUGGAGGUGCGGAAAGCACCGACAGAAGGACACACGCGCCUGGAACUGUAUAGCCAGCUCUACGUUGGUGCUGCUGGAGGCCAGCGGGGCUUUCUAGGUUGCAUUCGUUCAUUGAGGAUGAAUGGGGUGACGCUGGAUCUGGAAGAGAGAGCAAAAGUCACACCAGGGGUGAAGCCUGGCUGCUCUGGCCAUUGCACGAGCUAUGGAAUGUACUGCGCAAAUGGGGGCAAAUGCGUCGAGAAAUACAACGGCUACUCUUGUGACUGCUCCAAAACAGCCUACGAUGGACCAUUUUGCAUAAAAGAUGUUGGGGCAUUUUUUGAGGAGGGAAUGUGGCUUCGUUACAACUUCCACUCCCCAGGCACCAGCAUGAAGGACUUAGUUAGCCGGACGCUGUUGAGUUCUACAGACCCUGAGACCACGGUGCCAGACCUCAACUUGAAUAAGGAAGAACUCAGCUUCAGCUUCAGCACCACCAAGUCCCCUUGUGUCCUACUGUACAUCAGCUCGUAUACCCAGGACUAUAUGGCAGUGCUUGUCAAACCAUCUGGGAAUUUACAAAUUCGGUACAGCCUAGGAGGCACCAGAGAGCCAUAUAACAUUGAUGUUGACCACAGAAACAUGGCAAACGGGCAGCCCCAUACUGUUAACAUCACGCGGAAUGAAAGGGACAUUGUGCUCCAGCUUGAUCACUAUCCUCCAACAAGUUACAGCCUGCCAACAGCAUCUGACAUUCAGUUCAAUUCCCCAAAGGCACUCUUCCUAGGAAAAGUUAUAGAAAUUGGUAAGAUUGAUCAAGAUAUAUAUAAAUACAACACACCAGGAUUCACUGGCUGCCUAUCAAGAGUACAGUUCAACCAAAUUGCUCCGCUCAAAGCAGCUCUGAGACCUACCAACGCCUCUUCUCACGUCCACAUUCAAGGCGAGCUAGUAGAAUCCAACUGCGGAGCAUCUCCGUUGACAAUCCCACCAAUGUCGGCCGCUACAGACCCAUGGCACUUAGAUUCGGCCAGUGCUGAUUUCCCAUACAACGGUCAAGCUAUAGGCGAUGGAGUUAACAGAAACUCUGCCAUUAUUGGAGGUGUCAUCGCAGUGGUGAUCUUCACCAUCCUCUGCACCCUGGUGUUCCUGAUCCGCUACAUGUUUCGCCAUAAGGGCACCUACCACACCAACGAGGCCAAAGGGGCAGAGUCGGCCGAGAGCGCGGACGCGGCCAUCAUGAACAAUGACCCCAACUUCACGGAGACCAUCGACGAGAGCAAAAAGGAAUGGCUCAUCUGAGCCCGGGGGGCUGGGGCGUGGGGGUACCAGCCG